CGGGGCCACAGUGCGCAGCCUUGCGGCGGGUCGGCGGCCAUGGCGGGCUGCUGCUCCGUGCUGGGGGCCUUCCUGUUCGAGUACGACACGCCGCGCAUCGUGCUCAUCCGCAGCCGUAAAGUGGGGCUCAUGAACCGGGCGGUGCAGCUGUUCAUCCUGGCCUACGUCAUCGGGUGGGUGUUUGUGUGGGAAAAGGGCUACCAGGAAGUGGACUCUGUGGUCAGCUCAGUUACUACCAAAGCCAAGGGCGUGGCUGUGACUAACACUUCUCAACUCGGAUUCCGGAUCUGGGAUGUGGCCGAUUACGUGAUUCCAGCUCAGGAGGAAAGCUCCCUCUUCAUCAUGACCAACAUCAUUGUCACCAUGAACCAGACCCAAGGCUUCUGCCCUGAGCUUCCAGAUAAGAAAAGUGUGUGUAAGUCAGACUCCAACUGUCCUGCUGGCUCUACCGACACCCACAGCAGUGGAGUUGCAACAGGAAGAUGCGUGCCCUACAACGGGACUCUGAAGACGUGUGAGGUGGCAGCCUGGUGCCCAGUGGAGGAUGACUCAAAUGUGCCAAAACCUGCCUUUUUAAAGGCUGCAGAAAACUUCACCCUUUUGGUUAAGAACAACAUCUGGUAUCCCAAAUUUAACUUCACCAAGAGAAACAUCCUCCCCAACAUCACCACUACCUACCUCAAGUCAUGCAUUUACAAUGCCGCAACAGAUCCGUUCUGCCCCAUCUUCCGUCUUGGCAAAAUAGUGGAGAAUGCAGGGCACAGCUUCCAGGACAUGGCUGUCGAGGGCGGCAUCAUGGGGAUCCAGAUCAAAUGGGACUGCAACCUGGACAGAGCCGCCUCCUUCUGCCUGCCCAGGUACUCCUUCCGCCGCCUGGACACUCGAGACCUGGACCACAAUGUGUCCCCCGGCUACAAUUUCAGGUUUGCCAAGUACUACAACGACCUCACUGGCACGGAGCACCGCACACUCAUCAAGGCCUACGGCAUCCGCUUCGACAUCAUCGUGUUCGGAAAGGCUGGGAAAUUUGACAUCAUCCCAACCAUGAUCAACAUUGGCUCCGGCUUGGCGCUCUUCGGGGUGGCAACCGUGCUGUGUGACGUCAUAGUCCUCUACUGCAUGAAGAAAAGAUACUACUACCGGGAGAAGAAGUACAAAUACGUGGAAGAGUAUGAGCAGGGUAUCAACAAUGAGAUGGACCAGUAAUGUCUACCCCACAUCUGGGCUCCCCACGGCACUCAUCAAAGCAAAGGAGAAAUCAAAGAGAAGGGAGAAAAGGCUUCCAUGGCACCCCAGGGAAAGUUCGAGAUUCUGAGUCAAUUUCCACUCCACACAAGUCCUUUAGGGUUGCCCAGCUGCUCCCGUUUUGUGUUGCAAGAUGUGCAUCGUUAACCACCCUGUUCUUGGCUGGGUCACCUUUGCUGACCCUUCAACUGGGGAUGCCCCAGGGCAGUGACGCUGCUGAAGCCACAGGGCUAGGGCCAUCUCCAGGGCCGGCUCUCUUCAGCUCUCCUGGGGCGCCCCCUGCAGGGAAGGUCCAGCGGUGCAGGUGCAAGGACGCGUGGCAUGCCCAACUGUGGGUCCUCUCCCCCUGCCAGACUUUGUCCGCGUAACCAUGAGGCGGAGUUAGUGUUUCUCUUUUGAGAAGAGGUAUGUUGAGAUGACUGAGGACCAAACAUUAAAACAAAUGAUUUUCUUAAUCUC
Molecule: messenger RNA, 1704 nt
Organism: Myotis lucifugus (little brown bat)
Lineage: Eukaryota; Metazoa; Chordata; Mammalia; Chiroptera; Vespertilionidae
Gene: P2RX4
Product: purinergic receptor P2X 4
Exons: 12
Coding region: 40-1206 (388 amino acids)
Biological process (GO): response to ATP; monoatomic cation transmembrane transport
Cellular component (GO): plasma membrane; nuclear inner membrane
Molecular function (GO): purinergic nucleotide receptor activity; ATP binding; extracellularly ATP-gated monoatomic cation channel activity
Source: RefSeq, a predicted model, not a curated record